GACCUUCUGAAACCCCUGCCUCUCUGUGCGUCGUCAGAUACCGGUGAACAGAAGCAGGAUCCGAAAAACGUCUCCGUGGAACACUCCACAUCAUCAGGUGGCGGCGGGGGCCCCGCGGACGCGUCUCACAGACUCGAGGCGCCGGCAGUGUCGACCACAGAUGAAAAAACCUCCGUUGCCAGCAAGAAUCAGUCGCCUGCGGAGGUGCCGCCAACCGUCUUGCCGACAUCCACGCUGUUACGGAGCGUGCUAACAGACUCAAGCUUAGGCAGGGGGAAGCCGCUAGCAGACAGGGUGAAUCAGACUGAACCAGUUACCCCGGCCUCCUCCUCGCCUGUCCUUGGAGAUUGGUGA
Molecule: messenger RNA, 354 nt
Organism: Dibothriocephalus latus
Lineage: Eukaryota; Metazoa; Platyhelminthes; Cestoda; Diphyllobothriidea; Diphyllobothriidae
Source: the annotation of a GenBank genome assembly